Pimephales promelas (fathead minnow) is the source of this 2157-nucleotide messenger RNA. The record is from RefSeq and is a predicted model, not a curated record. NCBI's taxonomy places the organism in Eukaryota, Metazoa, Chordata, Actinopteri, Cypriniformes, Leuciscidae.
AUGUAUCUCCCAGAGGAACGGCCUGUGCUGGACUUACCUUACCAAAUGAAUCAUUUAGCUAAUAACUAUAGAUAUUAUCCACAAGACUGUAAGGAACCCAUCUGCCGAACUCAGCACAGCACCGAUGGCAGGAUGGGCAGAACUGAAGCUGAAUUGACCUCACUGCCGGUUCACGUGUCACUGCAAGAUCGGGAGCUUUGGGAUAAAUUCAGCGGUUUCGGCACAGAGAUGCUGAUUACUAAAUCUGGAAGGCGUAUGUUUCCCAGCUGCAAAGUAACAGUGACAGGACUGAAUCCUAAAGUCAAGUAUGUGGUGAUAAUGGACAUGGUGCCGUUUGAUAAUCGCAAGUACAAGUGGAAUAAGGAUUGUUGGGAAGUGAACGGUUCAACUGAUCCACACCUGCCCAAUCGGUUCUUCAUCCAUCCAGACUCGCCUGCACCUGGAGAGAAAUGGAUGCAGUAUCCAAUCUCCUUCCACAAGCUCAAACUGACCAACAACACGCUUAACUCCAAUGGCUUGGUGGUUCUCCACUCCAUGCACAAAUACCAGCCCCGUCUACACAUAGUCCAGUCUCCAGACCCCUGUAACCCUCACAAACCUGGCGGUUACCUGCGCUUCACCUUCCCUGAAGCUGCUUUUGUAGCCGUCACAGCCUACCAGAACCAAGAGAUCACAAAACUCAAGAUUGACAACAACCCCUUUGCCAAAGGCUUUCGUGACAAUGGACUGAACAGGAAAAGGUUUAGAGACAAAGAGACCCAAGAAACCAAAGAUUCAGAUGGACAGGACAAACGAAAUUUGACACCAAAUGAGCGUGCAGUGGGACAGUCACAGAAAGACGAGGAAGUCGACGUGACCGUGUCCAGCUCUGUUGACCGCACCCUUAUUUCAGACGUGGCUUCCUCGGUCACCCCAAACCCUUUCAUAUCAGCCUUCAAUAGCCUCAGCACGGCUGGAGGACCUUCACCCCAACAGACCCACACCAUUCUCAGCCUCAGCAACAGACACCUCAACAGUCCCAGAGAAGCCAGACCCUCCAGCCUCCGUAGUCUUUGUGCAUCUCUGCCCAUGGCCCAGAGCUCCUGUGUCCAGUCCUCCACAGCAGACCCAAACCUCAGCCGACUGCCAUCUCAGAUCAGCAGCCCUCUAAACCACCACCACCACAGCAGUCCCACCUCUCAGACCCCUGGCAGAUCCAUAAUCCAGCUCCAGACUUAUUUCCCUACCUCUCCCCAUCCCUCAAGGCAAUGUCCUGACAUGGAGCUGCCUCCUAAAUUGAGUCGGAUGCAACUUCCUGAAAGUGUUCUGAGGAACCUGGAGAUGACCCCAGUCUACGACUACGUUAAUCCGAGACCCUUCACUGACAUCCUCAACAGGAUCCAUUUUCGACCGUUAGCCUCUGGAACAGCAGGGAAGGGCCUGCAAAAUCCCCACCACCCUGAGCAGUACUCCCGCGGGUCAGAACGAGAGCUGCGCCCGCAGAUUUAUCCAGCUGCUCAGGAAUACAUUGAUCAACAAUUCACAUUAAACAGAUCACAGAUGGACUACGUCAAUGCCAGACCACUAACUGAAUACUAUGGUGAACAGCAGAUUGGGAAAUGAAGUUUAUCGGUUAUCAUCUAAUUAUGCCUCAUUAUGUUGCUCAUGUCCAGCAGAGACUGCACUGCUUCAAUCUGCAUCACUAGUUUACAAACCAGAUGUUGAACACACAGAGCUUGCCAACAAAAGAAUGUAAAUAUUAUUUUCAGUGGGAUACAAGGUUGUUUGCUGUAACUGAUGUCGAUAUUUGUUUCACAAUUAACGGAAUCCUUUGGCAAAUAGCAAAACGGUCAUCCGGCCCCCUCUCCAUCUGGUAUGGAACACACAAUUUUUAUUAUCCAAACAAUUCCUAUCAUACUCACCCCUUGAUAAUCCAGUUUCACUUGGAAAUAUGCCAUAUUACAAAGCAAGAAGUGUGGACUGAAAUUCACGAAGUUGAAAGAAAUCCAGAUACAUAUCACAUUAUUAUUACUGUCUCAAUCAUCUCUGAUCUUGUGUUUUUUUAAUAUUUGUUUUAUAUUAAACCUAAAUACUGUGUUCUGCAUAGUUUUUUUAAACAUAACUUUUCUUAACAUUGUAGAAGUUGACUUACAAAGCCCAUAAACUUGGAAAUAGGCU